Messenger RNA from Chenopodium quinoa (quinoa), 1122 nucleotides. Its product is annotated as probable nucleoside diphosphate kinase 5. Gene Ontology annotation, molecular function: nucleoside diphosphate kinase activity. Gene Ontology annotation, biological process: GTP biosynthetic process; CTP biosynthetic process; UTP biosynthetic process. The coding region runs from base 161 to 790 and encodes 209 amino acids. The record is from RefSeq and is a predicted model, not a curated record. NCBI's taxonomy places the organism in Eukaryota, Viridiplantae, Streptophyta, Magnoliopsida, Caryophyllales, Amaranthaceae. The transcript has 5 exons.
UACUAGAUUCCACUAAUACUUAAAAUUUUAAUUUAUUUUAUAUUAUCAAUAAAAUAAAUAUUUUUUAAAACUGUGCAUCACACGUACUGUACUGUACUAGUUUGGUACCAAAAACGUUUGGCCCCUUCAUUCUUUUUCCCGCUCUCAAAUUCUCUCCUCUAUGUAUCCCCUUUUUUCUGCAAAUAUAACCCUUAAUCUUCAAAAUUCUGCACUUUUAACCUGUUUGCUCCCAAAUUUGUCUGCAAUUCUCCAAUUAAUUUCAUCAAUGGCUUCGCAUUCUCACAGAUUUCUCUCCAUCUUCAUCAUUUUAGCCGCCUUUUGCCUGAGCAGAUUUUCUUGCUGCGGAGGAAUGGAGAAGGAGAAAACAUUUGCUAUGAUAAAGCCAGAUGGAGUUUAUGGUAAUUACAGUGAUAAAAUAAAAGCUAUAAUCAUGGAUUCUGGGUUUAGUAUUAAGAGGGAGUUGAGGGUUCAGCUUGAUGAGGAUACUGUAAGAAGCUUCUAUGCUGAACAUUCUUCUAAAAGCUUUUUCCCCAGUCUUGUCAAAUACAUGACAAGUGGUCCAAUCUUGGUAAUGAUCCUGGAGAAGGACAAUGCUGUUGCUGAUUGGCGUAAGCUGAUUGGACCCACUGAUGCGGAGAAGGCUAAGGUCACACAUCCUCAAAGCAUCAGAGCAAUGUGUGGCUUAAACACAGAGAAGAAUUGUGUCCAUGGCUCUCAUUCUAUUCAAUCUGCUUCAAGGGAGAUGUCAUUUUUCUUUGAUGCACAAGACAUACGGCAUGAUGAGUUGUGAAGGUACACCAUAGCCAAAUAAUUAUCCUUACAUUUCAUCCCUUCUUUGUAUUCAUGAAUAUAUGAUGUAAUAUUAAAUGAUUUACGAUUGAGGUCUAGCUCCCUUUCCUUCCCUUAGGGGCCUUUAUUAAUGACCAAAUUGUUUUAAAAAAUGAGGUAGCUAGGCUUAAAUUGAUUAUGCUUCUCAUGGGUUGCAUAACUUAAUUUAGGGCUACUCUGCUCAUUUUGUAUGCCAGUUAUUGGUUGAAGUUUUGAUGAUCUUUUUGUGAAUAGUUUAUCAGCUACUAUGUAUGUUAAUUUAGGCAAAUAAGAAGAGGUAUAACAGUUGAUUGA